AUGGGCAGCACAGAAAUGGAGGUUGAUAGCCAUCAAAACGGUGAGAGAGCGGAGUUUUGUGUGAAAGGGGAUCCCUUGAACUGGGGGAUGGCGGCGGAGUCAUUAAAGGGUAGUCAUUUAGACGAGGUGAAGCGGAUGGUGGCGGAGUUUAGGAAGCCGGUGGUGAGAUUGGGUGGAGAGACGUUGACUGUGUCGCAGGUGGCGGCGAUCGCCGCCAGUGAUAACGCUGGGGUGAAGGUGGAGCUGUCGGAGACGGCGAGGGCGGGGGUGAAGGCGAGUAGUGAUUGGGUGAUGGAGAGUAUGAAUAAAGGAACUGAUAGUUAUGGUGUCACCACCGGGUUCGGAGCUACCUCUCACCGGAGAACGAAAGAAGGUGGUGCUCUUCAGAAGGAGCUCAUUAGAUUCUUGAACGCCGGAAUAUUCGGUAAUGGCACAGAAUCAACCCACACACUUCCACAUUCAGCCACAAGAGCAGCCAUGCUUGUCAGGAUCAACACCCUCCUUCAAGGUUACUCCGGCAUCCGAUUCGAGAUCUUGGAAGCGAUCACCAAGUUCCUCAACCACAACGUCACCCCUUUUCUCCCUCUCCGUGGGACAAUUACCGCCUCCGGCGAUCUCGUCCCAUUAUCCUACAUCGCCGGUCUUCUCACCGGCCGUGCCAACUCCAAAGCCGUUGGACCCACCGGAGAAGUUCUAAAUGCCGAAAAGGCCUUCGCUGAAGCCGGAGUUGAAGGUGGUUUCUUCGAGUUACAGCCGAAAGAAGGGCUGGCACUUGUCAACGGCACCGCUGUGGGAUCCGGGAUGGCGUCGAUGGUGCUAUUUGAUGCUAAUGUUCUUGCAUUGUUGUCGGAAGUGUUAUCGGCGAUCUUCGCUGAAGUUAUGCAAGGUAAGCCGGAGUUUACUGAUCACUUAACACACAAAUUGAAGCAUCACCCUGGUCAAAUCGAGGCGGCGGCGAUCAUGGAGUAUAUUUUGGACGGAAGUGAUUACGUCAAGGCGGCGCAAAAGGUCCACGAAAUGGACCCGUUACAGAAACCAAAACAAGAUCGUUAUGCUCUCCGUACAUCUCCCCAAUGGCUCGGACCACAAAUCGAAGUCAUCCGAUCAUCAACCAAAAUGAUCGAGAGGGAAAUCAACUCCGUCAACGACAACCCAUUGAUCGACGUUUCAAGGAACAAAGCUCUACACGGUGGAAACUUCCAAGGAACCCCAAUCGGAGUUUCCAUGGAUAACACACGUUUGGCCAUCGCCGCCAUCGGAAAGCUAAUGUUCGCCCAAUUCUCAGAGCUUGUCAACGAUUUCUACAACAAUGGGUUGCCUUCAAAUCUCUCCGGCGGCCGGAAUCCCAGUUUGGAUUACGGGUUCAAAGGUGCAGAAAUCGCCAUGGCUUCUUACUGCUCUGAGCUCCAGUUUCUCGCCAAUCCAGUCACAAACCACGUUCAAAGCGCCGAACAACACAACCAAGAUGUUAAUUCCUUGGGAUUGAUUUCAGCAAGAAAAACAGCAGAAUCAGUCGAGAUCUUAAAACUCAUGUCAACCACAUACUUAGUAGCUCUAUGUCAAUCCAUCGACUUGAGGCAUUUGGAAGAGAACCUGAAAUCCACAGUGAAGAACACAGUGAGCCUAGUCGCGAAGAAGAUCCUAACCACCGGCGUCAAUGGCGAGCUCCACCCUUCUAGAUUCUGCGAGAAAGACUUGCUUCGUGUGGUCGACAGGGAGUAUGUCUUUGCAUACAUCGACGACGCUUGCAGCGCCACAUACCCAUUGAUGCAGAAGCUCCGACAGGUUAUCGUCGACCAGGCAUUAAACAACGAAAAUGACGCCGGAACUUCCAUCUUCCAAAAGAUCAGUGAAUUCGAAGAGGAACUGAAAGCCGUUUUGCCUAAAGAAGUGGAGGGAGUUAGAAGCGCAUACGAGAGUUCGACAUUGACGAUUCCAAACAGGAUCAAGGAGUGUAGAUCAUACCCAUUGUACAGGUUUGUGAGAGAGGAGCUUGGAACAGGGUUUUUGACAGGGGAGGAGGUGACGUCACCUGGAGAAGAGUUCGAUAAGGUGUUCACUGCUUUGUGCAAAGGACAUAUUAUCGAUCCAUUGUUGGAGUGUGUUCAAGGGUGGAAUGGUGUUCCUCUUCCGAUUUCAUAG
Messenger RNA from Lactuca saligna, 2142 nucleotides. NCBI's taxonomy places the organism in Eukaryota, Viridiplantae, Streptophyta, Magnoliopsida, Asterales, Asteraceae. The record is from the annotation of a GenBank genome assembly.